ACUUUAUAAAAAUUAGUAAAUCACCCAUGAAACACAAGAGUACUAGUGAGUAGUGAGUAGUGAGUAGUGAGUAGUGAGUGACACAAGAUAUAAAAGCCCUUUGCCCUAACCCUUCUAGGCUUGUACCGUUUUCACUCGUUCCUUUUUGUAGUCUGAUUUCUGAAUCUCUCCCUUAUUAAUCUUAAUCUUAAUUAGAGAAAAAUGGGAAGUUCAAAUGCAAAUGGCGGGGGAGAACGAGGAGGAGCCUUAGCCAAUGGUGGCGUUGGAGUGGUUGACAAAGGGGUUGAUUAUGCCAACUACUUUUGCACUUACUCUUUCUUGUACCAUCAAAAAGAUAUGCUUUCUGAUCGUGUUAGAAUGAAUGCUUACUUCAACUCCAUUUUUAAGAACAAGCACCAUUUUCUUGGCAAGACUGUGUUGGACGUUGGGACCGGGAGUGGUAUUCUUGCAAUUUGGUCUGCACAAGCUGGUGCACGAAAAGUCUAUGCAGUGGAAGCUACAAAGAUGUCUGAGCAUGCUCGAAAUCUUGUUAAAGCAAAUGGCCUUGAGGGCAUUGUUGAAGUCAUUGAAGGCUCCAUGGAAGAUGUCUCUCUUCCGGAAAAAGUUGAUGUAAUUAUAUCUGAGUGGAUGGGGUACUUCCUUUUGCGCGAGUCUAUGCUUGAUUCUGUUAUAUGUGCUAGAGAUAGAUGGUUGAAGCAUACAGGAGUCAUGUACCCCAGUCAUGCACGCAUAUGGGUGGCUCCUAUUACUUCUGAUAUAAUAGAUCAGAAAAGGAAUCACUAUGAAGGAGCUAUGGGCGAAUGGCAUUCUUUUGUUGAUGACACUAAGAGCUCUUAUGGCGUGGACAUGAGUAUACUCACUGAUCCAUUUAGAGAGGAGCAGAGGAAAUACUAUCUACAGACUUCUCUGUGGAACAACCUUAAUCCUGAUCAAGUCAUUGGAACAGCUGCUACUGUUAAGGAGAUUGAUUUAUUGACUACCACAGUAGUUGAUAUCCUUAAACUUAAAACUCAAUUUAAUUCAUCGAUCCUGAAUGAGGAUGUGUCGUUCGAUGGAUUUGGAGGCUGGUUUGAUGUUCAUUUCCGAGGGAGAAGUGAAAGUCCAGCGAUGAGUGAGAUCGAGCUGACAACUGCACCUAGUCUUCAAUAUAACACGCAUUGGGGUCAGCAAGUCUUCUUCUUCAAUUCUCCAAUCCGAUGCAGUAAAGGAGAUAAUAUAAAUGUUUCUUUUAUGAUGAAUCGUUCUAAACAAAACCAUCGACUUUUGGAAGUUGAGUUUGGGGUUGAGGUCAAACUGGCUUCUGGAAGAUCUCUCCAGCCGUUCGAAAAGAAGUACUUCAUAGAGUGAGGAUGGAAUAUGUAGCAUUCUUCUUUCGAGUCUUACUAAAGAGCCGCAACCGCUCAGAAGACACCUAGCAGAAGUCUGUUGCUGCAUUCAACUUCCUGGGAAAUGAUCAUCAAGUUAUGGAUGUUGUAAUGUAACCAUUGUUUGAUGCCUAAGAGCUCAUAACUUGCAACCCUCAAGCUUUUGCCUUCUGUAUUGUGGCUUAAGCAGAGCUUGCUAAACCAAGUUCUUCCUAAUUUUCGUAACGAAAGACAUGCGUAACAAACCAAUAUUGAUAGUAAUGUUAAGUGUUUUGAAUCUCUUGGAUGACU
Amaranthus tricolor (Joseph's coat) is the source of this 1655-nucleotide messenger RNA. RefSeq names its product protein arginine N-methyltransferase PRMT10. Gene Ontology annotation, molecular function: protein-arginine N-methyltransferase activity. The transcript is spliced from 8 exons. Gene Ontology annotation, cellular component: nucleus. The record is from RefSeq and is a predicted model, not a curated record. Gene Ontology annotation, biological process: peptidyl-arginine methylation. NCBI's taxonomy places the organism in Eukaryota, Viridiplantae, Streptophyta, Magnoliopsida, Caryophyllales, Amaranthaceae. The coding region runs from base 202 to 1347 and encodes 381 amino acids.